AUGAAGCCCAGCAUCUUCUUUGUUCUUUCUCUGCUUCUCAUUCUUGAGAAACAAGCAGCUGUGAUUGGGCAACAUGAUCAAUGCCAAGAAUCUGUACUUAUCCAAACUAAGCAGCCAGCAUAUGAUGAAGAUGAAAACCAGACACAAAGUCUUGAUCAAGAUCAAGGACAUGGCCAAAAUGAAGAUGGAAUACCAGACCAAUAUUCAAGUACACAGGAGGGACCACUCAUUCAGGAAAAACAAAGCACACAGGGAGAUGCAUCCCAAGGCAAGCAUCAUGUCCUAACUAUAAAUCAAGGAGGUGGUGAUGGUUAUAGUUUGACCCAAAAUCCUAAUCAAGAUCAAUGGCUUGGCCAAUAUGCAAGAGAACAAGUGUCACCUCACCUCAGUGAAGUCUGUGAAGUCUCCGAGAUGCAGACUCCCACAUGGUCCCAGAUUUUUGAUCAAUGA
Molecule: messenger RNA, 450 nt
Organism: Galeopterus variegatus (Sunda flying lemur)
Lineage: Eukaryota; Metazoa; Chordata; Mammalia; Dermoptera; Cynocephalidae
Product: semenogelin-2-like
Exons: 3
Coding region: 1-450 (149 amino acids)
Biological process (GO): coagulation; negative regulation of flagellated sperm motility
Cellular component (GO): extracellular region
Source: RefSeq, a predicted model, not a curated record